CUCGGGUGAUUUUCUCCCGUCGAUGCGAGCGAUCAGUCUGGCCCUCCAUCGCGACCAUGAUAUGCCGCACAAGUUUAUGACCUCGGUUGCGGCAGUGUUCGGACAGUUCAUCUCACACGACCUCUCGCAUACGCCGCAGAUGGCAGGGUACAUCGGCCAGCGUCUCCGUUGCUGUGGGGUCAACUUCAGCGACUUCCACCCCGAGUGUUACCCGAUUUGCAUCCCCGAUGAUGACCCGAUCUAUUCCCCGCUCAAACAAAAAUGCCAGGAAUACGUGAGGUCAGGCACGGCUCCGAGGACUGGGUGCACGCUAGGGCCCAGAGAGCAGAUCAACCAGGCGACAUCCUUCAUCGACGGCUCUGUGAUCUACGGGUCGAGCAAGGAGGAGAGCGAUGAGCUACGAGCGUUCACCGGCAGACUUCUCAGGAUGCAGCGGGGCCCGGGCAGCACACAGAUACUAGCGGAGGAUGACAACCAGAUCGACUGCAAGGCCACGGGAAGAUUUAAGUGAG
Molecule: messenger RNA, 512 nt
Organism: Eriocheir sinensis (Chinese mitten crab)
Lineage: Eukaryota; Metazoa; Arthropoda; Malacostraca; Decapoda; Varunidae
Product: chorion peroxidase-like
Exons: 3
Coding region: 23-511 (162 amino acids)
Biological process (GO): response to oxidative stress
Molecular function (GO): heme binding; peroxidase activity
Source: RefSeq, a predicted model, not a curated record